AUGGGCAACAUUCGUUCAUUUCUACUCUUCAUUUGCAUCACUCUGAUUCAUCUCUUCGCUAUCAAUGGCGAAGUUGCUCCAGAAGAAACACUCAACACAAUGACAGUUGGUGGUGGCGGUGCUCCAUUGACAGAACCACUACUAGCCACCCGUGGUUUCCAAAGCGACCGACUAGCACAAGCCUAUAAAGUAAUCCAAGCAUUCAAGAAAAAGGUGACAUACGAUCCCAAAAACAUUACAAAAACAUGGGUGGGAAAAAACAUAUGCAGAGAUUACAAAGGGUUCAUUUGCGACGUAGUACCAGAUCUCAACAAAACCACCGUCGCCGGAGUCAACUUCAACAACAACAACUUCAAUGGCCCUAACCUAACAGUCAGUGAGCUCUUAAUCGGUUUGAAGGAUCUCGCUUUCUUCCAUGCAAACUCUAACAACUUCACCGGCAUCAUCCCCUCCGAUAUAAGCAGACUCCGUUACUUUUUGGAGCUUGAUCUUAGUAACAACAAUUUCUCCGGUAUAUUUCCCUACGAAGUCCUCCAUGCCAAGAAGUUAGUAUUCCUCGACCUCAGGUUCAACACUUUUCUCGGAGGAGUUCCUCCGCAGGUUUUCCUUCUCCAACUCGACUUGCUCUUCGUCAACAACAACAACUUCAGGCAAGCUCUCCCCAGGUACCUUGGUUUUACGCCGGCGCUUUAUCUAACCCUGGCCAACAACAAAUUCAUCGGUGGAAUCCCCAGGAGCAUUGGUAGAGCUGCCAAUACCCUACGGGAGGUUCUUUUCUUGAACAACAAGUUAAACGGUUGUUUGCCAUAUGAGAUCGGACUUCUGAAGAAAUCCACAGUGUUCGACGUCGGAUUCAACAAUCUAACAGGCCCAAUCCCACACUCGUUUCAGUGCUUAAAGAAAAUGGAACUUCUGAACUUGGCUCACAAUAAGUUCUACAACGAGGUGCCGGAGGCUGUGUGCAGCUUGCCAAGGCUAUAUAAUUUCACAGCAACGUAUAAUUAUUUUACUCAGGUUGGGCCACAGUGUCGGAAGCUGAUCAAGAACGGGGUUCUUAAUGUCAAGAUGAACUGCAUUUCGGGUCUCCCAAAUCAAAGAUCACAGGCUGAUUGUGCUAAAUUCUUCUCGAAUCGUCCUACUUGCCGACGUGAAAAAUCUAUGCAUUAUGUACCUUGCUCCAGAGGGAACUCUGCUAAUGAAUUGGAGUCCUCCGAUGUUGAGUCAACUACGGCGGCGCCGGCGCCCGCUCCGCUAGGGCGAAGUUAUGGUGCUCUUACGCCACAUUAA
This is a messenger RNA of Lactuca saligna, 1287 nucleotides long. The record is from the annotation of a GenBank genome assembly. NCBI's taxonomy places the organism in Eukaryota, Viridiplantae, Streptophyta, Magnoliopsida, Asterales, Asteraceae.